GUUGGCAUUUUGAUGGCCAAAAGUGUUGGAUAGGCAGGGUCAGGAACACAUGGCCUAGGGUGAUCUAAAAACUGGUGCAGUUCUUUGCGAGAAAAUACACUGCCUGUUUGAUGAACCCGUGAUGGAAUUGAUGUGGGGCCUGAAGAACAUGAUGAAGAGUUUAGUUCCUGCUGAAACAUGUGAACUGACUACGGAGGACCGCCCGCCACAUGAGUAAAGGAAUGCAAUUGAUCCUGAAUAAGUAUGACUUCAAAGUGGAGCCAGAGAUGGUCGAUGAAAAUCUUAUCACUAUAGCAACUGCUUUGUACGAGUCUGACUACUGCAUGAAUAAGUUUGCUGAGUAUUUGCACCUUGGUGGUGAAUAUCUUAAGGAGGUAUCUGGUAUUGAUUGUCAGAAUUGGGAUCCACAAAAACUUGCUACUGCCCUUAAAUUACUAUGUUACCCUAAUGACAAGAUCGAAACUGGCACUUCUAAUGAGAUGUUGUCGGAAGAUACGGCACGUAUAUUGGUGGAGCAAGCACACAUGUAUGAAAGUAAGCUCCAUAAGGGGACAUACUUGAAUAUCUACAAGGAGAUCCAGUUUGCCCGUGCUGUUAGGACUGAGGCGCUGGUGUACUUGAAGGCCAAAGGUGCAUGUGCGGUAACUGUUGAGAAGUACCCGACUGGUGCCAAGGUGGCUAAGGCUGCUGCGAAGAAGUGA
Messenger RNA from Panicum virgatum (switchgrass), 701 nucleotides. RefSeq lists its product as uncharacterized. The transcript is spliced from 6 exons. Gene Ontology annotation, molecular function: snoRNA binding. Gene Ontology annotation, cellular component: small-subunit processome; box C/D methylation guide snoRNP complex. Bases 210 to 701 code for a protein of 163 amino acids. The record is from RefSeq and is a predicted model, not a curated record. NCBI's taxonomy places the organism in Eukaryota, Viridiplantae, Streptophyta, Magnoliopsida, Poales, Poaceae.